UCAGGGGCCAAUCAGCGUUCGGGAAUUUUGGUGAUCCAGAUCGAUUCGCUUCCCCCCACUGAGGUAUAUUUACCCCGCUUCUCUCCGACCAAAUACAACUCUCUUCUUGAAACAACGCCACCUUGAAGCAUCCAGUCACGCUUCGUUUUCAACAAGAUACUUCAGACCCCCAAGACCUUAUUACUCUUUAAGACUUCCAUCACCUCAAGACCUCAUCACUCUCCUCAACGAGACAUCGUCAUGAUGCUUCGUGCCCCCUCUCGACGCGCAUCAACGCGUGUCUCGAGCCUUCCCACCACCAGGACUAUGCAGACGCGUUCAAUGCGAGCUCCACAAACUCCAUCCGUCGACCUUCAACAAGCUGCAUCCGUCGACCUUCAAACCUCUCCAUCCGUCGACCUUCAACAAGCUACAUCUGUCGACCUUCAAGACACUGCUCCUGUCACCCAAGAAGUUGCGUCUCUUGAAGAUCCUUCCCAAGAUUCUGAUGAUGAAGAGAUUUCCGAAGAGGAUCCUGAUGAAGAAGAAGACUCUGAUGACGAGGAAGAAGAAGAAGUCCCAUGCUGCAAUUGUGGCCAAAUCAUUCCUACUGGACAAUGGGGUGAGUGCAAGGAAUGCGGUCACAUUCAGUGCGAUCGCUGCCAACAUUACAACUUCUGGGAUUGCUGCUUUUGCCGCUGCCUGACCAAGAACGACAUUGAAACCAACAAGUGCCCGCAAUGCAAACACACCAAAUGCACAGCCCGUUGCAGAGACUGGGGAGAUGCCAGGGAUCCUGAAGAAGGAGACGACUCGUUCCGAAUUGAGUUGAUGGCGACAGAUCGCCUUGGCCUUAAUGUGAAGAUGGCUAAGAUUGCACUCUCGAGAAUCAUCUCAUCUCGCCCCCUUUCCCCUCUGGAUCCCGACUACCUUGUACAAAGCUUUGGAGCUCAGGCCGUCAAAAAUGUCCCUCCUGAGAUUAUCCUCUACAUCCUGGAGCUCGCCCAUGACAUUUCAAGACCUCGCACGCUGUAUGCUCUCUGGAACCCAUCCGAGCAGGCUUGGUCUUACCGAGACCCACGUAACAAGGUCCCUCGGACGGUUAUCAAAUUCGAUUCUCCACUCCUCACAGCCCGUGCUAGCGAGCUUAGGUCAGCUCCUCGCCUCGGCCUUGGCGAUCAACCUUAUGCUUGGUUCAACCCGACCAUAGACACCCUGGCAUUUGUGUACAAUCGAUGUGGCAAUGAGCCGGAAGAUGUCCAACAAUAUGAGAAAGCUAUGGCAAUCGCUGGUCAACACAUUACCAGGCACGCGAACAAGCACCCCAGUCGCGCCGUUCGGAAGCUUGAGAUCGAGUGGUGCCAAUUUGUCCAGCAUCCAAAAGACACCGUCUCCCAGUUUGACAACAACGCUCUCGAGCAAUUGACCUUGGUUGACCAUGACCACUUCAAUCCUGCCUAUCCCAGCCGCAUCUACGAGCAGCACGAAGAUUAUGCCCAAAGGUUGGAGUGGGCCAGCAAGACCCUCGCUGGUUUCAACUUCAAGGUCAUAUGGGAAGGUUCAGGCUGUUACUUCAACAAGGACUAUGAGGAUGAGACUGGAGAGAGCGCCUAUGACUAUGAUGACGUCACUGAUUCCUGACGCGUUUGGUGGAUUCACUUGCAUUUUCGAGGAUUUU
Messenger RNA from Mollisia scopiformis, 1657 nucleotides. RefSeq lists its product as uncharacterized. Bases 241 to 1620 code for a protein of 459 amino acids. The record is from RefSeq and is a predicted model, not a curated record. The transcript has 3 exons. NCBI's taxonomy places the organism in Eukaryota, Fungi, Ascomycota, Leotiomycetes, Helotiales, Mollisiaceae.